This is a messenger RNA of Nelumbo nucifera (sacred lotus), 816 nucleotides long. Lineage: Eukaryota; Viridiplantae; Streptophyta; Magnoliopsida; Proteales; Nelumbonaceae. The record is from RefSeq and is a predicted model, not a curated record.
AUGGUUAUACUUGCAGCAGGGAGAAGGAGAAUCACAUCUAAGCUAACGAAAUCCAAAUGUGCAUGCAGUACUGGAUUCACUGUGCCGGUAGAAACCUUAGAGCAGUCAUGGCAUACUUUCUCGGAACCCCAGUACGAACCAAUGGAGUUGAUGAUGUGGUGGCAAUGGCAGAACCAAGUACAAGAGUUGGAGUUCAAAUAUGCCAAUGAUGAUAUAUAUAGUGAUUUUGGAUCGUUCGAGGCUAGUUUCCCAUGUUACCAUGAAAAUCGAGAUAAUACUAUAAGAAAAGUGGCUCCCCUUAAUGCAGUAAUAAUGGAUGGGAGUGACGACAGUGGCGGAAAUGGUUCUUGCAUUGAAAUUCCAACAGGAAUCACAGGAGCAAUGGUAGAGAGCUCUUCUUCUUCUUCAAGCACCCAGCAGCAGAAAAGAUUUGGACGGUCCAAGUCGAUUUCAAUAGAUUUGGAAGACAUUAAGAGACAUUUCAAAGUUCCAAUAACAAAAGCAGCCAAGGAAAUGAAGGUGGGCUUGACAGUUUUGAAGAAGCGCUGCAGGGAGCUUCAAAUAAAGAGAUGGCCCCAUCGCAAGAUUAAGAGCCUGUCUUCCCUCAUUCACAACGUUAAGAACCGUGAAUGUGAGAAGGAGUUGGGAAUGACAGAAGAAAUACAGAAGCUGGAGGAACACAAGAGGGAAAUGGAGAAGUUGCCCCAGAUGGCGCUUACAGAGAAAACCAAGAAGCUGAGGCAGGUUUGCUUCAAGGCCAAGUACAAGAUGAGGAGAUCCUUGGCUGCUGCUGCUGCUGCUGUUGCUACAGACUAG